Molecule: messenger RNA, 3384 nt
Organism: Paralichthys olivaceus (Japanese flounder)
Lineage: Eukaryota; Metazoa; Chordata; Actinopteri; Pleuronectiformes; Paralichthyidae
Source: RefSeq, a predicted model, not a curated record
ACACCCUAUAUUUUCCAGUUAUGGUAAAUUUCUUAAUAAUGUGGAAACAGUAAUAAUCACCACAGAGGAAGGACCUCCUUCAUUUUCCAGCUGUAAACAUCUCAUUAUGACACCAUUAUACAGACAAAUUGCUAACAAGCUUUCGAUGUUCCUUCAACAGACCUGUUUGUUCUUUUAAGAGGAUGCACUGGGUGACAGAGCUUCUACUGCCUGGGAAAAUGAGGACGCCUGGUAACAUUUCGCUGUGGAAGUACUAAUCGUGUUGGGAUUACUGCCAGCAUUGGAGUUUGUAGCGUUGGACCCAUUUUCAGUGGAUCCUCUACUGAUCAUUAGCUUUUCCUCUUGGUUUUUUCACUUCACAAGGGAUGACACAUCCUGUUCACUGAUCCUAAGCUGCCCCACACUACCCUUUUGCCCUUGCCUGUGGGACCCAGUGACCAUGCUGACCGAGUGUCCAACACCAGAAAGAUCAGAGCCCCGACCCACGCUCAGACCAGCUGUGACCUCUACAGCAACAUGUCUCAGGCAGUCGCGGCUCCACUUGAGACUAACAGCUCGUGGCCAGGAGAGGAGUCUGGGGUUCAGCUGAAAUGGGCUGCCCUGCUUAUAAUCAUGGUCAUCAUCCCCACUAUCGGCGGCAACAUCCUGGUUAUUCUUGCUGUGUCCCUCGAGAGGAAGCUGCAGAAUGCCACAAACUACUUUUUGAUGUCACUUGCCGUUGCUGAUCUACUGGUGGGACUCCUAGUGAUGCCCAUUGCUCUCAUCACUGUUCUCCACAACUCUGGCUGGCCUCUUCCUGAGUUCCUCUGCCCCAUCUGGCUCUUCCUCGAUGUGCUGUUUUCUACGGCAUCAAUCAUGCACCUAUGCGCCAUUUCACUGGAUCGCUACAUUGCCAUCAAGAAGCCAAUCCAACACAGCCAGUACAAAUCCAGGGCCAAGGCAAUGGCGAAGAUUGCACUGGUGUGGCUCAUAUCCAUUUGUAUCGCCAUCCCAAUUCCAAUUAAGGGACUCAAGAACUACCACCUUCCCAACAACAUCACCUUCAACAGUAACCACACAUGCCUGCUGAAAACCGACACCUUCAGGGAGUUUAUCAUGUUUGGCUCCUUGGCAGCAUUCUUCAUCCCUUUGACCAUUAUGAUGGUCAUCUACCUUCUCACUGUACAGGUGCUGCGCAAAAAGGUUUAUUUGCUCAAGUCAAAGGUGACUCACCGCUUUAGCUCCCCAACAGUCUCCACAGUUUUUCAGAGGGAACAGGGUGCGCCCUCACCUCAGACUGAGCAACUGAACAUGCUAGACAACAGACUUCCCAGGAUGCAAGAAAAAUCUAAUGCAGCCACAAUAAACUCUCCUACAGGAGGUGAGAUUAACUUUCGUAGAAUGUCAACAAUGGGCAAGAAGUCAAUGCAGACUCUGAGCAAUGAGCAGCGCGCCUCAAAGGUGCUAGGCAUAGUCUUCCUUCUCUUCGUAGUGAUGUGGUGCCCUUUCUUCAUCACCAACAUCACCUCUGUGUUAUGUGCCAGCUGUGAUGUUGAUGUGAUUGCCCGCCUCAUGGAGAUAUUUGUUUGGGUUGGGUAUGUGUCAUCAGGGAUCAACCCGUUGGUCUACACGCUAUUCAACAAAACCUUCAGACAGGCAUUCGCGCGUUAUAUCACUUGUAAUUACAAAAACAUUGCUGGUCACGAGCCAGGAAGCCACCCAGGGGCCUCAAAUGCAGAUUGGGCCCACACACAGAUUUCAUUCAGGUCUUCAAUGGCGGUAAACUCUAAACUAUUCAUGAAACGAGGAAUGAAAAACGGCAUUGGAGCGGUGAGCUAUCAAAGUCCGCUAAGGUGCAGACAACCAACCACACAGUUAUCCAGUUGUGUUGUGUUAGACACAAUGAUUCUGACUGAGAAUGAAGGUGGUAAGCAUGAAGAACAUGUUAGCUCUGUGUAGAUAUUAUUACUGGAAAUUAUCCAAUUAAAUAGAGAGGAGAUCAGAUUUAUGUUGCAAAAUUAUUUAUCUUUUAAAGACAAAAUGCUAAAUUCUAAAUUUAGAACUUGCUGUUGCAGAACAAAUCAUUUAAGGCGGGGACUUACUGUACACUACACAACAAAAUCUAACCUGCUGCUGAUGUUUGUGAAGCAAAACAAGGCAAUGCUACAAAAUAUGUCAAAGCAUUAACACUAUGGAUUCAAAGACAGAAAGAUAGUUCAUAUCACAAUUGCAAAGAAAAGAGUUAAAGUUCAGGCCACCAGAUGUAGGAAUGCGAGUAAUGGAAACACCAUGAAUACCUGGAAGCUCUUAUGAAUGCAGUAUACAAUGUGUAUGGGCUAUCUAAAUACGCUGUAAAACAUUUCAGACAACAUGCUUUCAUAAUCAGACAACCACAACUCAACCUUUUAAAUCUCUUCUGCAAUAGACACAUAAUGCAUUGCACUCUUGAAAUGAUACGUAUUGUAUUUGCUGGACCUUUGGGAAGUGCUUUUGUAUGUGUAUUACAGCCUGAUGGUGACAUAACAAAAAAGUAUCCAAAUAAAAAGAUGCUAUAUAAAAAAAGAACAAAACUAUAAAUAAAUGAAAUGAUUCCAAUUAAAACAAACUGCUGUCUUAAUGAACUGAAAAAAAUAAUUAUACCAGUUCAAAGUAUCUGUGUCAAUAUCAGCAAGUAGAAAUGCCUCCUCCAUGAAUGUGUUGAUACUACCUCAGAAGAUCUGCAAAUACGAUCAUUUAAAAGUGACCCCACAAACCACUACGUCUUUUGAAUAAUAAUAAGACAAUUGUUACAAAUCCAAGGGCCUAAAGAUUUAAAAGGACAAGCAAGAAAACUGUACAAAUAUCAGAAGCAAUUUCUCAAGUCCCUAUAUGCUUGAUAAUAUCAGAUAUAAGUGUUUUAAGAACAGUGCAGAUACAAAUACAGUGUAUAGGAUUUAGUGGCAAAGUGGCAUACUGCAACCAACUGAAUACCCCUUCUGGCAAUUUUUUAGGAGAACCCAAGUGAAAGGCUUUCUCUACAGCCAGUGUUUGAUCUGUCCAUUCUGGUAAUUAUAAAUUAGUUAGAAAAUAAACUUACAUUCCAUAUCAGCUAAUAGAGCCAAUAGAUCCUUUACGCUGGUUCUUUAAACAUACUCAAUUCAAACAGAGCCAACAAAAUAGCAAUUUGGAUAGGGCCUCUGAUUUUGCUAUGUGACAUUGGAGUGUAUCAAUUCUUCAUCCAUUUUUAACAAACAGGAACUCUGUUGAUUUAUUAAGAAAAUUGUAAAACAUUUAAACUUGGAGAUGUCCAAUUGUGCAAGUGAGCAUGUUGGAGGGAUGGAAGGAGUUUCCUCGAGUCAUUAUGGUGGGAAGCUGUUCUGGUUCAGAAGUCAGAAGUCUAAACACAGCAAAGAUUUACACAUGGUU